Paramormyrops kingsleyae is the source of this 6870-nucleotide messenger RNA. RefSeq names its product KAT8 regulatory NSL complex subunit 1. Lineage: Eukaryota; Metazoa; Chordata; Actinopteri; Osteoglossiformes; Mormyridae. Gene Ontology annotation, molecular function: histone acetyltransferase binding. Gene Ontology annotation, cellular component: NSL complex. The record is from RefSeq and is a predicted model, not a curated record.
GCCAAUAUUUUCUUCCCUAGUAUUUAGAGAUAGAGGUGUUAGAAGAUUCACAUUGAGCCAUUAUGGCGCGUAAUACCGUACAGUUUCAUUUCCUUCCAGCCCUCUGCAGGUUUUUUUCCCUCCCCUGCGCGUUCACGUCGCGAACGUCCCCCCCUAGUGGCCAGAGGACGCCCCUGCGCCCUCGCAGCUUCAGCGCCUCGCUCUAGCGGCGAGCAAGAGGAAUGUCUCCCGCCGCGGCUCCACCGCUCUCUGCCUUUACGCUCGUCAGACCCGACAUCCGAGGGAGAGGAGCAAGCCGCCAUUUUCUUAGCGUCGCACUCCCAGAAACGGAAAAAAUACAUAUUACCUACACAGAGACCGAGAAAGGGACGCAGAUUUUGUAGAGACCGAGCAUGGGAAGAGGACGGCCGAAUGGAAGACCGUUUUGAAUUAGCCCAUUUUUUGUGUGUUUUUUUGUGUUUUAUCGAGCACUGUUUCUUACUCGUCGUUUCGCCCAUUUCGUGAAUCCGAGACGGGAGCGACCCGGGGGUGUCGAACAAAAAAAGAAGCUCCACCGCGAGGACUCUGGCUGGAGCGGGGAUUUAAUUUCUUUAUUUUCGAUAUAUUUUCCUGGGUGCAUUUUGUGUUCGUGGUUUUGUUGUUUUUUUCCCUGAAACCGGGGGGAAAUUGUUGCAGAAAUUCCCCCGGACUCCGCGCCUCAUCACGUGGCUGUCCCCCAACGAGGCAGUAGGUGGGUGGUGUUGGGCGAGCCUCGGCACUGAGAGAGCUCGCCGCACCCAUCUCUCUGCGCUGCAUGGCUGCGAUGGCGCCCGCUCUUACCGACGCGCCAGCCGAAGCUCACCACAUCCGCUUCAAACUGGCUCCUCCAUCCUCCACCCUCUCUCCGGGAAGCGUGGAAAACAACAGCAACGCCAGCAACAUUCUGAUCUCGGGCAACGUCAAACGCAAGGCCGCCGCCCCCCCCAGCGAAGAGUGCUCCCUGGACUUCCGGGGCAGCAGCAACAACAAGAAGGAAGAGCAGCAGCCCGUCGAGGGCCCCCCGACCCCCUUGGCGAAGCUGCAGCCUCUGGUGGCCUCUUACCUGUGCUCUGAUGUGACUUCUGUCCCCUCCACUAAGGAGUCCCUUAAGCUACAAGGUGUCCUCAUAAAGCAGUCUGUCCUGAAAACACAAGGUAUCUUGCCUGGCUCCUAUUUCAGUGGGGACUUCCUGCCCCGGAAGCACCAGACUCUGGAGCUCUGUGGAGAGCAGCUCAAGAGCCUCAUGAGCAGCAGUGGCCAGCCCACGGCUCCUCCCCCCUCACAAACCCCUGUCAAUGGCCUGGCCAGGAAGCAGGCGCGGACCAGCAUUGACAGAGAGUCCGCACCCUCGCUCAAUGGAGGCCAGCCGGAGGCCGGGAGGGACUCCCCUCCACGGGAGGCCGAGCCACUCUCUGCCCAGGAAGACCUUGCUAGCCGGACUCUCCACAAAGGGGGUACGGAGCAGCGGCCGCAGCCAGCUGGCCUUUCGUGUAACGUGGCCAGUAGCUCAGAGCAGCCGGCCGGCCCCGCUGCCUCCGCUGUGGUCUCCGCAGUACACGAGUGCCUUGAUGUUAAGCCAGAAGUAGUCGGCAGCCCCUUGGCGGCACCUGUGAGGGAGGGUGAGGGGGCGGCAUGCUCCUCGCCCGCGGAGCCGCAGGCGCAGCUGGACAUCCGAGAACGUACCCUGCAGAGCCAGAGUCGCCAGGGCGAGAUCGAGGGCCGGCUGCGUCGCCUGCGGAAGCGGCUGCAGGUGGUGCAGGCAAAGCAGGUGGAGCGACACAUUCAGCAGCAGCUGAGUGGCCUCCUGCACACGGCUCUUGGCAAGAUGCCCAGCCUGGAUGCUCUGCGCCGACGUAGCCCAGCCAUCCUCACGCGCAAGACGGAGGCGGCGCUGUGGCGGGCGGCUGCCGAGGCGGGCACGGGCGACGGCCUGGGUCGCUUUCUGCGGGAGGGCACAGUGCCCCUGGAGCUGGAUCGCCUCUCCCUGAGUGGCGUGGCUAACCUGCGCUCUGCCGAGAGCGCCUUCGACUCAGACGUGACUGAGAGCAGUUCAGGAGGCGAGACCGACGUGGAGGAGGAUGAGCUGACCAAGGCUGACAUCAACCAGUGCCAUAUCUCCAUAUGGAGGAGAGCAGAGGGGCGCUACGCCACAGAGAGGGCCUCCAUCAUCAGCCACUGGAACUGGCUUCAGGCUCAGAUCUCCGACCUGGAGUACCGCAUCCGGCAGCAGACGGACAUCUACCGCCACAUCCGAACCAACAAGGGAUUGGUUGAGCUUGGAGACCUCGCCCCUUGUGACACGUCCCUGGAGGAUGGUGCAGAGCUGAAGGGGCAGUUCGAACGCGUGGAGACCGUGGACUGCCAGGUCAUACUGGAUCGGAGGUCGGAGGGCAGUGAAGGCAUGGCGCCAGCCCAAAGUCCCUCGGCAGAAUCCGGCCUGUGGAAAGGCUAUGACUCUGGGAGGCAGGUCAACGGCGUCAUCAACAGCACCUGCGUUGCUGCCCGCACACGGCCUCUGCUCAGCUGGAAGAAGCGAAGGCUCGUCCGUCCCAGCACAGUGACCAACCUCCACCGCAAGGUCCAGAGAGGCCCCACGUCUCGCAGCCCCUGCGACGUCAACUCCACAUGUGUGAUGUGUGGUGGCCGGCUCACCCCCAGCGCUGAAUUUCAGUUUGACCGCCCCCUGCUGGAGCGACUGUCACAGUUCGACCCCUGCAUCCACCCCAUCUUGUCCUUCAAUGAUGACGUCUGCAUGAACCUGCAUCUUCAGCGGGUUCUGAAGACCCACUGGCAGAACAAGCCCCUGGAGAGGAGCAAGCCGCUGAAAAAGCUGUCCCUGAAACACAAGGUGCCUCUCGGCAGCCGGCUUCUCGACCCCCCCUCCAAAGACAAACACAAGCUGGCCAACUCGCUCCUCGCCGCCGUCAGGUUCCACAAGCUCCGGCCCGAGAAGCUGCACCGACAGCAGCUGGACAGCCUGCUGAGCGAGUCCCGCCUGGAGGGUCGGGCACUCUGCAAGGCGGAGCGCACCCAGGGCCCCUCACUUGGAGCCUUCGACAGGGGCCACAGCCGCAAGAGGCCCCGGGAUCAUUCCAUGGAGAGGCCAGAUGUCACCUCCAAGCUCUUCAUGGACACCGGCAGUCCCUGCUCGUCACUGACCAGCCUGCACACUCCCACGCACAGUCCCCUGAUGAGGCAGCUAUCCGCAUCUUCCGAGAGCUCCACGCACCUGGGGCCCGGCAGCCAGAGUGCCACCGCCACCCCACAGCCAAUCAGGAGGCGGCGAGGGGAGAGCUCGUUCGAUAUCAACAACAUUGUAAUCCCCAUGUCGGUGGCUGCCACCACACGAGUGGAGAAGCUGCAAUACAAGGAGAUCCUGACCCCCAGCUGGCGGAAAGUGGAUAUCUUUGCACAACCAAUCGCAGAGGAGGAUGAAAGCGUUGAGAUCGAGGACCUGUCAGACUCUGCUUUUGCCCAGCUGCACCAGCCGUGCGAGGACCAGGAGCGCUCCCGCUGGACCUGGGUGGCCAGCGCUCCUGCCAAGAGGAGAGGCAGCAGGUCAUACAAGUCCCUGGACGGGCGAACGACACCCCUGCUGGGAGGCACCAACCCGUCCACGCCACAGCCCGCGUCUCCCGACCUGCCACAUUUCCACGUGCUGCAGGACUACGGCCCCGUGCCGUCGCCGCACAGUCCCGCCAGCCCAGACCUGCUGUCCAACCCCCACACUCCCUGCUCCAGGGACUCCCAGCGGCUUCAGUCCAGUGAGGACACCAGCUGCUCCACCCCCGACUUUACCUUUGAGGAGCAGACUGUACAGCCGUUUGAACGAAGGAACUUCCCUCUGGUGGAGGACCCAGGCGAGGAGCAGGAGGACCCGGGCAGCCUGGAGAGCGAGCGGCAGAGUCGGGGCAUCCGCCGAAUCUCUGGGAGCCGGUUGAGCUUGUCCAGGUCUGAAUCGGAGAACGGGCCCUCCUCACCUUUCCUCGAGGAGAGCUGCAAGCAGAAGCCCGCCCCCACCCAACGAUGAAAAAGACAAGGCUUUUGUCUGCCACCAUGUCCCUGCCACCCCCCAUCCCCCACCCUUGUGCCCCAACACAGGCAUUAAAAUAAAGAAACUCAAAGCUAAAACAAAAAAAAGUAAAUAAAAAUGGAAUCCUGUUGUUUGAUAUUCAAACAUCAGUCAAAUUUUUUCACAGUUUUUAGUGAACAUACAGACUCUAUAAAUGUUUUUAAUCUUGUUUUGUUGCAGGGGAGGCAAAUGUUUGAGGAUGGGUGGGGGGGCGGGCUUGCAGAAAGCAAGUGGGAGCCUAGAAGACGACAUGGAGCUCAGUGUUGUUCUCUGGUGUGUUAAGUGUACACUUGUAGCGCACUAUGUAGCUGGCUUCUCCAAGGGGCUUGGUCUGUGGGCUGUGUUCUCUCCAUUACUUGAUGUCUGUGACCCCUCCCCCCCACAUAGGUUUAAAGUUCCUUUAAAACAAAAAAAAAAAAAAAAAGUCGGGGAAUGAAACUCCCGUAUAUAACCAUGACAAGCACGUAUGAGGCGUUGUUUCCUUUUAAGAGAACAUGUCUGUGAUGGAUGCAGCCUUCUGGGGGUCACUUCAGCACUUGCAUUUCACAGUAGGUAUAGAUUGGCCUGGGUAACAGGGCCUCUCUGGUCCACUGUUCUCCAUUCCUGGCUGUCAGCCAUAAUUUUGAUGUUUGUGUUUUGUUUUUUUCCCCCCCAAACAUUAAACAUUAUUAUCCAGCUUUGUAUUGUUUCUUUUUUGUCAGUAAAGGAAGUGUUUCUGUUGCCCUCAGAUAUGAUCUGGGCUCUCUACCUUGCAUACUUGUAUGAGAGUUUGGGAGAUCCUCCGCAGCCUCUGUGGGGGAGUUGUCCCACAAGGGGGCACUGACUAGCGCAGAAGAUGCACUUCCAGAAUUAGUUUUAAUUUCAUAAUUGCUUCUAACUCAAAGAUAAAUGGUCCCCCCCCCCCCCACUUUUAUCUUAGUAGAUUGCACUAUUGGGGAGAUGAUGUUGUGGAAGAAGAAAGCUGGGAGAUGAUAGAAUGUUUCUUUAUGCUUGUUUUCUUUUUCCCCUCCUGUCAUGUUUGUGGUGUGAUUUCUUCUGCUGCCCUGUUUUUUUUUUUUUUUGUUCCUCUUAAGUGUCGUUGGUUCCUUCGCGCUCAGCUCAGACGUUCUCUCUCAAAGGAAACCGUGUCACACGUAGCACCUCCAUUCUGAAUGACGCCCAGACCUCAGGUUGCAGAAUUUAAGGGAAAAGGUGGUCAAUACUCAGAGGCUACAGUAUUUUCCCUAGUGUUUUACUAUUUAUUGUAGUCAAUAUGAUUGCAAGAGACUACUUGGCUGCACAGUUUUUGUCGCCCAGCAUUCUGUCAAUUAUCAUAAAAAGUAACACAUUAAAGCACUAUUACCUUUUUAGUUGCAAAUUGCUAUGCAAUCCAAAAUUUAUUAUAUAUACAUAUACAAAUUGUAGGUUAUAUUUUUUGCCUCAGUUGUGAAUAUCCUUUCAAUCCUGUAUCACUGUACCUUUUGUAGUUGCGCGAGACGGGUUGAACUGUACAAAUUUGUGUUGCAGCAGUUAACGGAAUCAGUUAUGAGAAUUGUUUUGUAAAUAGUACCAUUAAAACGAUUCAUGUUCAAACUUGCCUGAGUUCUGGGACUUAUUUGUUGGGUUUUAUUGGAUCGGCUGGGGGGGGGGGGGGGGGAUCACUCCACUGUAAACCCAAAGUUAUAGAAGGAUCAUUCUGCAGUUAUGCAAUUAUCCAUGUCCUUUGUUUUCCCUGUUGCUGUAUAGUUUGAAGUGUAGAUUGGUGAGCUCAUGUAAAGGCAUUGGGGUGAAGUUUUGUGUCGUCCUGGACCAAGUCCCAAACCACGAGAAUGCAUCCCACCCCCCAACCAAAAAAAAUAAAAAUUGGCUUUGACUACAGCAGGGAUUGAAAUGCCUCUAUGAACCGUGGAGCUGGGGAACAGAGUUGGAUGGGUUGGGUUUGGGGUCAUGCUGUAAUGUCUGUAGUCGAACCGUCAGUUCCCCUGAGGCUGUCCCUGGCAGGUCUCUUCUCAUGGGAGUCGUACUUAUGCAGAAGUGCUCUGAGGGCAGAAGGAACAAUGAUUGGUUCUGAUAGAUCCAAGCAAAACAUCUGAUUGGUCGGUCCCACCUACUCCACAAUCUGAUUGGUCAUCUUUCUGAACCAAUCGUUCCUUCUGCCCGCAGAACAUUUUUGUGUAAGUAAAACUCCCAUGAGCUAAGUCUCUCCUAGAUUCAUCACUCAGGGUCACUGUUGGGGAAGAAUGCUUAGGUUUUUUUUUUUCUUUACUUCCCCAUCUUUCUUCUACCCCCAACCAAACGCUGUUCUUCCAGUUAUCAGGUUCAUGGUAUAUUUUUCUUAGAUUUUGUUUUAUUCUGUCCCAGACACUGUCAGCACCUGAGUAAAUAUUCUCCUGGCAAUAUGAUGGGACCAUAAGUACCCAUACUGUUAUUUUAUGACUGUUUGCUAGAAUCAAUGGAAUAUAUAGACAUUAUAUGAAAUGUAUAAUGUAUGAUUAGUGUUAAAAAGCCUAUUGUAUUGUGUGGGUUAACAUGUAAAUUAACACUUAGGAUUGCUAAUGUGGUGUAUAAUUUGAUGUAUGAGAGUUUGGUACAUUCAUCAGGCCUUGUGCAAAAAAAAUUUAAAUAUGUUUGAUUCCUUAAAGAUGUUAUUUGAUGUUCAGGUGACGGCAGACCUAAAUGAACAGGAAGAACUUUUGGGGAACCUUUUGAAAACUUUUGAGGCGUAUAUUUGUAAUGAAUACUUAGCAAUCAUGGGGGAGCAGUAUUUUUGCUUCUCAAUAUUAAACCUAUAUUGUAGCACA